AUGAGAAGGAAGAGAGCAUUAAGGCUAAGAUUGUUCUCCUCUGAGAGAGAAUUAUCUGGAUGGACGUUCAUGAUUUCAGUUGGAUUCAACGCAGCAGCAAGUGUGAGAGUGAGCAAUGAAUUAGGAGCAGGAAAUCCAAAAUCAGCGUCGUUUUCUGUUGUGGUGGUGACAGUGAUUUCUUUUAUAUUAUCAGUUAUAAUAGCGCUUGUGGUUCUUGCUCUAAGAGAUGUCGUUAGCUAUGUCUUCACUGGCGGAGAAGAGGUUGCUGCUGCUGUCUCGGAUCUUUGUCCACUCCUUGCUCUCUCCAUUGUCCUCAAUGGCGUUCAACCUGUCUUAUCAGGCGUGGCUGUUGGAUGUGGAUGGCAAAGUUUUGUUGCGUAUGUAAAUGUUGGUUGUUAUUAUGGAAUUGGCAUACCUUUGGGUUAUGUUCUUGGUUUCUAUUUCAAAUUCGGUGCCAAGGGAAUAUGGUUGGGAAUGUUAGCUGGGACAGUUUUGCAAACAGUUAUUUUAGUGUGGACAACAUUUCGAACAGAUUGGAGUAAAGAGGUUGAAGAAUCAAGAAAGAGGUUGAACAAAUGGGAGGACAAGACUGAUGAGACACUUCUUAAGAACUGA
Molecule: messenger RNA, 615 nt
Organism: Vicia faba (fava bean)
Lineage: Eukaryota; Viridiplantae; Streptophyta; Magnoliopsida; Fabales; Fabaceae
Source: the annotation of a GenBank genome assembly